AUGCUUAAGGAAAAUUAUCUUUCUACUCCUUUCACCGAAGUCUUGGAAAUUAUGCCAAACUACUCUAAGUUUCUUAAGGAAAUUUUGAGCGGCAAGAGAGAUUGCAAUCUGGUUGAACUGGUGAGUUUGGGGGAGUGUUGUAGUGCCUUUAUCCAUAAUGACUGGCCCCCAAAGAUGAAAGACCCGGGGAAUUUCUCCAUCCCUUUCAAUAUUAAAGGAAAAUUGUUCCAAAAUUCCCUUUGUGAUCUUGGUGCUAGUGUUAGCAUCAUGCCUUAUUCCAUCUUAAAGAGACUUAAGAUAGGUGAGCUCCUUCCAUCCAACAUGACCCUUAAAUUGGUUGAACAUUCUAUUAAGUUUCCUAAAGGUAAAGUUGAGAAUGUCCCCCUCGAGAUAGGAGAAUUCACUAUCCCCGUUGAUUUCAUUGUGCUAGAGAUUGCGGAAGAUAACCAUAUUCCUAUCAUUUUAGGGAGACCUUACUUAGCUACCUCGGGAGCUUUGAUAGAUGUUAAGGGAGGUCGUAUUAAUUUGAGAGUUGGUAACAAUGAGGAAAGUUUUGAGCUAAAACCGAUGCAUGAGUCUUUGUCCCUUAUGAAAGGAAUCAUGUGUGUUAAUUCCCUUCGCUCCAUUGAUAAUGUUUGUGUGAUUAAUUCUUCGACUAACGAUGUUCUUGAGAAUUGUGAUGAUGUGCUCUUGAGUUUUGAUUGCAAGAAGGUUAGAUUUUCUUAG
Chenopodium quinoa (quinoa) is the source of this 726-nucleotide messenger RNA. RefSeq lists its product as uncharacterized. The record is from RefSeq and is a predicted model, not a curated record. NCBI's taxonomy places the organism in Eukaryota, Viridiplantae, Streptophyta, Magnoliopsida, Caryophyllales, Amaranthaceae. The transcript has a single exon. Bases 1 to 726 code for a protein of 241 amino acids.